Dipodomys spectabilis (banner-tailed kangaroo rat) is the source of this 2403-nucleotide messenger RNA. Its product is annotated as protocadherin beta-14-like. Gene Ontology annotation, cellular component: plasma membrane. The transcript has a single exon. Bases 1 to 2403 code for a protein of 800 amino acids. Gene Ontology annotation, molecular function: calcium ion binding. NCBI's taxonomy places the organism in Eukaryota, Metazoa, Chordata, Mammalia, Rodentia, Heteromyidae. The record is from RefSeq and is a predicted model, not a curated record. Gene Ontology annotation, biological process: homophilic cell-cell adhesion.
AUGGGAAUCAGAGAGGCACUGACUCUGCAAAACAGGCAAGUGCUGAUUUUCUUUGUUGUGCUAGAAUUAUCUCAUGCUAGUACUGAAUCAGUUCGCUAUUCUAUGCCAGAGGAAACAGAAAUUGGCUCUUUUGUGGUUAAUCUUCUGAAGGACUUGGGGCUAGGGGUGGAGGAGCUGUCCUUCCGGGAGGCCAGGGUGGUAUCUGAGGACAAUGAAAAGCAUUUGCGCCUUGAUUUGCAGACAGGAGAUUUGCUUCUAAAUGAGAAACUGGACAGAGAAGAGCUGUGUGGCUCUGCAGAACCCUGCAUACUGAAUUUCCAGGUGAUGCUGAAACAACCUUUACAGUUUUUUCGGGCUGAACUGCAUGUCAGAGAUAUAAAUGAUAACUCUCCCACAUUCUUAGACAAGGAAAUAAUUUUGAGAAUAUCAGAAAGUGCUCCCAUUGGAACCACCUUUCUAUUGGAAAGUGCUCAAGAUGUGGACAUAGGAAGGAACAGUCUUCAGAACUACACAAUUAGCCCCAAUUCCCAUUUCCACAUUAAAAUUGGCAACAGUGUUGAUGGGAAGAUUUACCCAGAGCUGGUUCUGGAUAGAGCAUUAGAUCAUGAGAAGGAAUCUGAGCACAGAUUAACACUCACAGCACUGGAUGGUGGAUCUCCACCCAGGUCUGGGACAACUUUGGUUCUCAUUAAGGUUUUGGACAUCAAUGAUAAUGCACCUAAGUUUGCUCAGAGUCUCUAUGAGGUGCAGGUCCCAGAGGACACACCCAUUGGGUCCUGGAUAAUCACCAUGUCUGCUAAGGAUCUGGAUGCAGGAAACCAUGGGAAAAUAUCCUACACGUUUUUCCAUGCAUCUGAAGAUAUUCGCAAAACGUUUGACAUGAACGCAUUAUCUGGGGAAGUUCACUUGAAAUCAGCGCUGGAUUUUGAAGCGAUACAGUCCUAUAGUAUAACUAUUCAGGCAACAGAUGGUGGAGGUCUUUCAGAAGAAUGCACUCUUGGAAUUAAAGUAUUAGAUGUUAAUGACAAUCCACCAGAAAUAAAGAUGUCUUCAGUUACUGAUAGUAUUCCAGAGAAUACUCCAGACACUCUUGUAGCUGUGUUUAGUGUCAGAGACCAAGAUGCAGGAGACAAUGGAAGAACAGUUUGUUGUAUUCAAGAGGAGCUCCCCUUUAUUCUGAAACCCAGCUUCAAAAAUUUCUACACUUUAAUUACCGACAAAGCACUAGACAGAGAGGAAAGAGAUGAAUACAACAUCACCAUCACUGUCUCUGACUUGGGGACUCCCAGGCUGCAAACCCAGCACACCAUCACCCUGCAGGUGUCCGACAUGAACGACAACGCCCCCGAAUUCACGCAGUCCUCCUACACCCUGUGGGUCCGCGAGAACAACAGCCCCGCCCUGCACAUUGGCACCAUCAGCGCCACAGACAGAGACUCGGGCAGCAACGCCCAGCUGACCUACUCGCUGCUGCCCGGCCCGCAGCCCGGCCCCGACGCGGCGGCGGCGCUGGUGUCCAUCAACGCGGACAGCGGGCAGCUGUUCGCCCUGAGGGCGCUGGACUAUGAGGCCCUGCAGGCGUUCGAGGUGCGCGUGCGCGCCGCCGACCGCGGCUCGCCCCCGCUCAGCAGCCAGGCGCUGGUGCGCGUGCAGGUGCUGGACGCCAACGACAACUCGCCCUUCGUGCUGUACCCGCUGCAGAACGCGUCUGCGCCCUGCACCGAGCUGCUGCCCAGGGCGGCCGAGCCGGGCUACCUGGUGAGCAAGGUGGUGGCGGUGGACCGCGACUCGGGCCAGAACGCCUGGCUGUCGUUCCAGCUGCUCAAGGCCACGGAGCCCGGGCUGUUCAGCGUGUGGCCGCACAAUGGCGAGGUGCGCACCGCCAGGCUGCUGAGCGAGCGCGACGCGCCCAAGCACAGGCUGCUGCUGCUGGUCAAGGACAAUGGCGAGCCGCCGCGCUCGGCCAGCGUCACGCUGCACGUGCUGCUGGUGGAUGGCUUCUCGCAGCCCUACCUGCCGCUGCCCGACGCGGCGGCGCCCGAGCGCGCGCAGCCCGACCGCCUCACUGCCUACUUGGUCAUCGCGCUGGCGGCCGUGUCUUCUCUCUUCCUCUUGUCUCUGCUGCUCUUCGUGGCCUUCAGGCUGUGCAGGAGGAGCAGGGCGCGCUCGCUGGCCGGCUGCGCGCUGCCCGAUGGCCCCUUGCCUGGACACCUGCUGGACGUGAGUGGCACGGGGACCUUGGCCCACAGCUACCAGUAUGAGGUGUGUCUGCAGGGAGGUGCUGGCACCAAUGAGUUCAAAUUCCUGAAGCCAGUGUUUCCAAACCUAUCCCCCCAGGUCUCUGGGAAUGAACUAGAGGGUAUGCCUAGCUUCCGCAAUAGUUUCGGAGUCAAUAUUGAGUAA